CUUUUCGUUCCCACUUCUUCGCGUUUCAAAUCCACUUCUACCAAUUUCUCCAAAACAUUUCCUGAUCAAAUUCUGCCAAAAUGGUUGUCCAUGCUAUCAAGACGCCUGCUGAAUUCACCGAGAAGGCCAUCAACUCUGAGAAGCAAGUCGCAGUCAUGUUCUUCGCGGAUUGGUCCACUCCUUGCAAGGUGAUGCGCCUUGCCCCCGAGAAGCUCAGUGAGGAAUACCCGUCCAUCGAAUUCUACAAUGUAAAUGUUGACGACCUUGACCAACUCUCUACUGAUUGGGGUGUUACUUCAUUUCCUACUUACCUCUUCUUCAAAGACGGUGCACAACUCGAUAACUUCACUGUCCGUGGUGCCUUCACCAAGAAUGUUAUUGAUGUUCUCGAAGACAUGUCUCAAAGUGGUGAUGAACAGGUAUAA
Aspergillus neoniger CBS 115656 is the source of this 425-nucleotide messenger RNA. RefSeq names its product thioredoxin family protein. The transcript is spliced from 2 exons. Bases 81 to 425 code for a protein of 114 amino acids. Lineage: Eukaryota; Fungi; Ascomycota; Eurotiomycetes; Eurotiales; Aspergillaceae. The record is from RefSeq and is a predicted model, not a curated record.